GAACAGUGAUAGUCACAGUGUCUUUUCUUCUUGAUCUUCAGGCUUGGAGACUUCCUGUGAUGCUAGACAGAAUGGAUCUCAGUGUUAUGGAGCUCUGGGAGGAACUGUCUAUCUCCAGCUGGUGACUGAUGCCACGAGAUAUGAUGUACUCUCAUUUUAUAAAGGCCCAACUGGUGUUAAUACAGAGAUACUCAAAAUGAAGAAGGACAUACUGGUAAUAAGAGACAACCCCAUUAAAGACAGAGUACACUUCUUUAUAAACAAUGGAACAUUUAGGUUAAAUAACACAAGAAGUACAGAUUCUGGUGAAUACCGGCUAGAAACAUUUAAUUCAGAAGGGAAAUCAUUAUGGACCAGAGGACUACAACUGUUCAUCGAAGCUCCAGUGUCCAGUCCUCAGCUGUCCUCUGAGUGUCUGUCCCAUGGAGAGAUGAGGGUGUCCUGUUCCUCUGAGGGGGAUGGUCCCCAGUACAGCUGGACUCUGGAUGGACAGACACUGAGAGACACUGAGACCUCUCCUGGUGAUGAGACAAACACCAUCACUCUGAAGAAAGGCCUGUCAGGAGAUCUCACCUGUACCGUCAGAAACCACAUCAGCAGUGAUACUGUCAGCAGGAGAAUCUCAUACUGUCCAGGGCUGAUAUAUGUUACCUUCACCUUAUCCAAUGGAACAAAGGUAUCAGAGUGGGUGAAUGCCACUGGUAAUACCCUGUGUAUUGAGUCUUCAACAAUGGCGACUGUGACUGAGGCUCCCAUCUGUAAAACCUCCACUGGACCAGGAGUCAGUGUGUUUGUUUAUUUCCAACUUGCUGAAGUAUUCAUUCUUCUGGCAGUCUGUCUGGGAUCAUACUGUUUAUACAAGACGAAAACUUGUCCUCAAGAAAAAGAUGAUGGUGAGUAAGCAGAGUGUUUGCAGUCUCUCAGGUGGAUAACGGUGGGACUCAAAAGGGGUGUUGAUAUCAUGAAAGUUGCCAUGGGGACCAUAACUAAUGACUAAUGAUGAUGUUAUACUGCUUAUUGUUGUUUUAAUUUUACUCAAGCUCUAACUCAAAGCACAGUAAUGUAUUUAGUUCUUUUGACAUACAUUUUCAUAGUUUCAUAAUGUUCCUUCAGACCUGCCCUUAACAGAGCAAUAAUGAAUGAUCUAUGUGAUCGUGCAAAUUUUGUGGAUUUUAACACUUGAAUUGUAGUGUUCUAGUGGUUUUUCAUUUGUACAUACAGUUACAUAAACUAAUGAAAAUGCUA
Salmo salar (Atlantic salmon) is the source of this 1245-nucleotide messenger RNA. The record is from RefSeq and is a predicted model, not a curated record. NCBI's taxonomy places the organism in Eukaryota, Metazoa, Chordata, Actinopteri, Salmoniformes, Salmonidae.